This is a messenger RNA of Drosophila bipectinata, 2199 nucleotides long. Its product is annotated as neural cell adhesion molecule 2. NCBI's taxonomy places the organism in Eukaryota, Metazoa, Arthropoda, Insecta, Diptera, Drosophilidae. The record is from RefSeq and is a predicted model, not a curated record. Gene Ontology annotation, cellular component: neuron projection. Gene Ontology annotation, molecular function: protein binding.
CCAAACUGUGACUUCGUCUAGCAUCCGCCGUGGAUGCCGAGUGUCCUUUCUGUGGUGCACUUUCAGUCGAAUCUCGGCACUCGCCUGCAAUGGAUCAGGGGAUUUCCCAGAGCGGGGCUCGCAGCCUUGUCGCCCAAGUGAAGCGCGAGAAUUGAAAGUCGUGAAAUGUGAAAAGGACGUGCUACUGGCAGGAUAUGUUUGCCGGAUAUGUCGACCUACGCGGGCGCCGUGCUCCUCUGCCCAUACCUCUAAGUGUUUCCUUCAGAGAUAGUGCCUAAAAAAAAAGAAAAAAAUAGAUAAAAAGCCAGGCCAAGAACCACAAAACAAAAUAUCCAAAAAUAAAGGAAGAGGCACAACAAGAAUUUGUGGCCAUGAGCCUGAUGAUGUCAUGCCAUUGUCCUGGCCAGAGUGAAAGUGUUGUUGUUGCCAUAUUUCCGGCCACGGGCGACACAUGAGCGGCUCAGUCAUGUGCCAUUAUCCCUCAAGUGAAGAGCCCGGUAAUUAACUGCAAAAGUUCAACACCAAAAAGUGAAAGCGAGACAAACUCAAAACUCUGUCGAGAUUCGGUGAAAUUAACCAUUAAGGAUUAUAGCCAAAUAAAGGAUAUACCCGCUGAGCCAUGGAUACUCUGGCUGCGCUCUGUUCUCUGCUAUUCCUGCUUCUCAUACAAAAUGCUGCAAUCCUUGGACAGCUGGACAACAGCAUCAGGGGGAGUGGCAGUCCGCCCCCCGCCAAGCCACCCGCCCCCACGCUCCGCCUGCAGCCAUCGACGCCAUCAAUAACGCAUUUUGUAAAUGACUCCUUCAUCAUCUUCUGCCAGACAGUACAAAAGGAUAUCGACACCAAGUGGCGUGAUCCUCGCGGACAGACCCGCGAGAAUACCAAAGGACGAGUCCAUAUCGAGAAGAAGACAAUGGGACUCUUGGCUCUAGUUUUCGAGCACAUCUCCCUGGACGACAGGGGCAACUGGACCUGCGAGGUGAAUGGGAAUGGUAAUGGCAAUCGGAAUGUGAAUGUUGAACGUGAAUUUUUGGCCUCCUUCGAGCUCCUCGUAAAUCAGAAAAUCUCAUUUGGGAAGACGGAGCAAGUGCAGUCGGUGCGCGAGGGACGCGAUGCGAUGGUCAAUUGCUUUGUGGAGGGAAUGCCCACACCGGAAGUGUCCUGGCUCUACAAUGGCGAAUAUAUAAACACUGUGAACUCAUCGAAGCACAAUCGCCUGUCGAACGGUCUCUAUAUCAGGAAUGUGAGCCAGGCGGAUGCCGGGGAGUACACGUGUCGGGCGAUGCGUAUAACUCCGACUUUUUCGGAUUCCGAUCAAAUAACGAUAUUGCUAAGGAUACAACACAAACCCCAUUGGUUCUUUAACGAGACACUACCAGUCCAGUACGCGUAUGUGGGCGGGGCCGUUAACCUCAGCUGCGACGCGAUGGGAGAGCCCCCACCAUCCUUCACCUGGCUGCACAACGGCAAGGGCAUCGUCGGCUUCAACCAUCGCAUCUUUGUAGCCGACUACGGGGCUACGCUUCAGCUCGAGAUCCGGAACAGCAGCCAGUUCGGGGACUACAAGUGCAAGGUGGCCAAUCCGCUGGGCAUGCUGGAAAGGGUGAUCAAGCUGCGACCUGGUCCGAAGCCCUGGAGCCCCACCAGCUUCCUGUUGAAGCGAAGCCAACCGGACGCCAUAGAGCUGGAUCUGAAAGCACCCCGGAUGACCAAUGUAUCGUAUGAGAUGCAAGUCUAUGGCUACAGGGUGGCCUUUAUGAGCGAUAAGGAGUUCAAGUUCAAUGCCGGGAACUGGAGUCAUGCCAAAUUUCGCGACUUCUCCUUCCAUAGGGGCCAACAUUUCAUCAUCCCGCAUUUAAAGGCCAACACCUCAUACUUGAUGCGUGCUGCCAGCAUUAAUCUGGCCGGUCUGAGUGACUGGAGUGGCGUGAAGACCUUUGCCACAGCCGCAGGAUGCAGCAUAUGGAAUCCGUCGCUAUAUCCCCUAUACGCGCUAAUUGUUGCUUUCAUUCGGACAUAGAGUUCAUGAAAAAUCAAACACCAAAAAUUAAUACCCCAUCCCAUUCCAAACUCGUUACUGUUGCUGCUGAGUUUUCUAGUUUUGUAUAUCUUCUGUGAUAGAACCUUGUGUGUGCAAUUCACUAAAACCUAAACCCAAAAUCUAUUAUUGAAAUGGAAACGCUUUUCGCUGAAACAUAC